UGCAGUGGCUGUUUGGCUGUAGUGUAUCCUAAACUCUGAUACCAUCAUCCCGUGAAGGACAGAGAUAGCAUUCAUCGAGCGCCUUCUAGUGCUCUUAUGACGCGGGACUCGUAAGCGAUGGAGCUGUACGAAAAACUGUUUUAUAAGGGCUGCGACAGAUUUUCGCGCUGUAAGCAUUCCGUUUGGCUUGGUAUCUUCACUUCCAGGAAAGGGUGUUGAUGUCUCAGCUUCAUAUUUGCAAGUUCGGUCGGGGGUCCGCGACCACCCCACCAACAACCACGCCACGACAACAAGACCACCUCACGUUGACGGCAGAAGCAGGCGGAGAACUUGGUAUGACGGAUCAAAAAGCCAGACAACCAGCAACAACCCCUCCGCCGGUACCAUCGACGCCCGCACGAACAGACAGGAGAUUGGGAGUGGACGAUCUCAAUCGUACAGGCUGUCCCUGCACACUUACGAAGAAACACGACUCCGUUGAUCAUCGGAGUUAUGUUAGGCGUUGCCGUGGGUGUCAGCCAGGCGAUGGUUUCCAGAAGACAAAGAAGGCAGCAAACUACAGGUCCGCCCACAAUAGCUUCCCAGAGACGAAAGGCAAGAUUUGUACUCCAUCAUGUCAGCGCGUGUCUUGGAGGAUUGGCCGGCCUUAUGCGUUGAAGGGUCGGUAAUCGCCAAUACUGAAUCGCCGCGAAUACAAGUCUUGGGGGUGGGCGAUCUAGACGACAAGCGCCUCUGGCGA
Molecule: messenger RNA, 739 nt
Organism: Alternaria alternata
Lineage: Eukaryota; Fungi; Ascomycota; Dothideomycetes; Pleosporales; Pleosporaceae
Exons: 3
Coding region: 219-668 (149 amino acids)
Source: RefSeq, a predicted model, not a curated record